Pogona vitticeps (central bearded dragon) is the source of this 786-nucleotide messenger RNA. It is a transcript of the gene SERF1B, whose product is annotated as small EDRK-rich factor 1B. The record is from RefSeq and is a predicted model, not a curated record. Lineage: Eukaryota; Metazoa; Chordata; Lepidosauria; Squamata; Agamidae.
AGCGGGCGGGGUGCUCAGAAGGUUCUGGCAGUUGGAGCGGUCGGUUGGCUUAGCGCAGUUGGUCCCUAACGGUUGUUGUCGCUGGGGUUAUUGUGUAGCCAUGGCCCGUGGGAACCAGCGUGAACUUGCCCGCCAAAAGAACAUGAAGAAAGCCCAAGAACAGAAUAAAGGAAAAAGAAAAGAUGAGACUCUGUCUGCUUCUCAGAGGAAACAGAGAGACUCUGAAAUCAUGCAGCAAAAGCAGAAAGCAGCUGAUGAGAAGAAGUCUGUUCAGACAGGAGCAAAAUAAUCUGUGGCUACACAAAGGACCUAAUAAUGCUGCAGUGCAUCUCAAAAUAUAGGGCCUAAAAAAACAUAUUUGUAAAAGUAGCCAGCCAUUAAAUUAAACGGUUAAUGUUUAUCUUCUAAUUGCUCACUUGUCCAGUAUGCAUUUAUUUUAGACGAUCUGGUUAUUGUAGUGCAGUUGCCGCUGACCUGGCUUUAAUUAAUAGCAUCUGUUCCAAUAAAAUUGGAUUCUAAAUUCUUAAUUCCCUUUGCAUGUCUAUAAGUAAUAGUAGUAGUAGCUUGACUGCAGUUUUCAUUGUUAAAAUGUUGGCUUCGUAAAUGGUAUGUGUGACUGUACCAGUUAUUAAAUAUUAAAGUAGACUUGGAAACUUGUGUGGCAAUUCAUAACAUUCAAAAGUGAUGCCAUUUUAAAAGCCCAGGUCUGUAUACUUGCUUUCCACUUUGUAAAGGUCAGCUGUAAAGUUAAUCGUAAAUUAUUUUUACAAUAAAAUGAUGCAUGAA